CACACUGAGAUCUUUGUCAGACGAUUUCCUGCUGAAGAUGGAGAAGCUCCUGGUUCUGUGUGUGGCUCUGAGCGUCGCCUCAGUUUCCUCACAAACGACUGUUGUUUCCAUAACUACCUCACCUACGACGACCAGUAGGCCUGAUGUUUCAGCACAACCUGUAUCCAUGACGACCAUCACAACCACCAGGAGUGAAACCAGCAGCUCCACCUCAGACCAGUCAGCUUCCUCUCAACCUCCCAGUAACACCAGUAGCACUACAGCCGCUCCCAGUAACACCAGUACCCCUUCAGCUACUUCCAGUACCAUCACAGUUGCGACCAGUAACACCAGUACUAUCACAACUACUCCCAGUAACGCCAGUACCAUCGAAGCUACUCCCAGUAACGCCAGUACCAUCGGAGCUACUCCCAGUAACGCCAGUGCCAUCACAGCUACUCCCAGUAACGCCAGUGCCAUCGGAGCUACUCCCAGUAACGCCAGUGCCAUCACAGCUACUCCCAGUAACGCCAGUACCAUCGGAGCUACUCCCAGUAACGCCAAUACCAUCGGAGCUACUCCCAGUAACGCCAGUACCAUCGGAGCUACUCCCAGUAACGCCAAUACCAUCGGAGCUACUCCCAGUAACGCCAGUACCAUCGGAGCUACUCCCAGUAACGCCAGUGCCAUCACAGCUACUCCCAGUAACGCCAGUACCAUCGGAGCUACUCCCAGUAACGCCAAUACCAUCGGAGCUACUCCCAGUAACGCCAGUGCCAUCACAGCUACUCCCAGUAACGCCAGUGCCAUCACAGCUACUCCCAGUAACGCCAGUUCCAUUGGAGCUACUCCCAGUAGCGCCAGUAUCAUCACAGGCACUCCCAGCAACACUGGUAACCCUUCAGCUUCUUCCAGUAACAUCACAGUUGCUACCAGUAACACCAGUACCAUCAAAGCUACUCCCAGUAACGCCAGUACCAUUACAGCUACUCCCAGUAACACCAGUACCAUUGCAGCUACUCCCAGUAAGGCCAGUACCCAUUCAGUUGCUUCCAGUACCAUCACAGUUACUCUCAGUAACACCAGUACCUCUUCAGCUGCUACCAGUAACACCAGUAUCACCGGAGCAACAACACCGUCUCCAACACACUCUGGGAUCCCCGGCAACAACACCACCAUCAACACCAGCAUGACAAAAUCGUCCUCUGCCACGGCAACAAGCAGUGCUGCUGCUGUGUUGCCCAGCAACCGUGGGGGUGUUCCUGGGUGGGGCAUCGCUCUGCUGGUUCUGGCUGCUGUGGUGGUGCUGCUGGUCCUGCUGAUCCUCAUCGGUCUGUUGAUCUGGUACUGCUGUAGGGGGCGCUACAACGGCUUCAGCACCUACGACCACAAUACCCACAGAGACGACCUCCCUCUCUACACCACCCACAGCCGCUUUGAGGCCAACGGCAGGCCAUACGAACAAAUGGACAAAAUGUCGACGAACCGAACAGGAUCGUACACCGUCAACAAAUAACCAGAGAGGAGCAGCUCGUCAGACACGAGGCUUUUUCUAUUUUAUCCACUGUUUUAACUUUAAAUUCUGAUUCAGAUUUUUGUUGAACAUUUGACAUCGUCACUGUUUAUAUCAUGAACUUUUAUUUAUUGUCUGUAAAGAAGUGAGGAGCUUUGGGUUUACAAAAAAAUACUGAAUACAGUUUAUUAUCAGCUUAUUACAUUUAAUCACUAUUAUAACAGAAAACACAUUUAAAAACAUAAUUAUUGUGAUUGCUAUAUUUUUAGUAAAUCUUAUAAAAUACAUCUGGAUUCAUAAUACAUAUUUUGCUGUGGUCCCUUUUAUGCUAUUUUCAUUUAUU
Messenger RNA from Acanthochromis polyacanthus (spiny chromis), 1835 nucleotides. RefSeq names its product mucin-5AC-like. The transcript has 4 exons. NCBI's taxonomy places the organism in Eukaryota, Metazoa, Chordata, Actinopteri, Pomacentridae. The coding region runs from base 38 to 1495 and encodes 485 amino acids. The record is from RefSeq and is a predicted model, not a curated record.